AUGGGUUCAUUAUGGCUCGUCGUAUUAUUAUUUAUUGUGUUUGUUACUAAUAUUGAAAGUCAAUUAAUUCAUAAAUUACAAGAUAAAAUUAAAAAAGUAGCAUCACAAAAUUUAGGUGUUGAUGUUGCACGAUUUGAUCAUGAAGAAAUGAUGUUAUUUCCAAAUGUUGGUUUUCAACGUAAAGAAGGUGAUUGGCGUUUAAAUUUACAUGGUUGGCGUUUUCAAUCAUCGAAACGUAAUAAAGUUCUUGGUGAAUCAUCAUCAUCAGCUGCUCAACGUAUAGCUCGUUUACUUGCUACUUCCGAACAAAUGGUUUAUUAUAAUGAUACAUUUCAGCGUGAUCGUUUAAAACCAUUUAUGGUACAAGAUGAAAAAUAUGAAAAAAUUCAUAUUAUGAUUGGAACAAAACAUAAUUACACAACGAAAACAGAUGGUGAAGGACAAUUUCGUACAUCAUUUAUUAUUCCCCAUGCAAAUGUACAAAAUUUGAAACAAAAUGUAAACAAUAACCAAGUUGUAAUAUAUAAAGCUAUUGGAGACAAUGCUGAUCUUUGGCAAGGAAAAAUUUUUUUACUAGAAAGAUAUGGAUUAUCUGUUAUAUCUGAUAUUGAUGAUACAAUUAAAAUUAGUGAAGUUUUAGAUAAAAUUCGAUUGGCAGCAAAUACAUUCAUUCAUAAAUAUCGUGUAGUAGAAGGUAUGCCAGAAGUAUAUCGCGGAUGGAAGAGUAGACACAAUUGUUCAUUUCAUUAUUUGAGUGCUAUGCCUGAUCAAUUAUAUACAAUUACCAAAGAUUUUGUUGAUGAACAUCAAUUUCCUGAUGGUACUUUUCAUAUGCGUCACUUUCGUUGGUCUUCAAUGUCAAUUUAUAAUUUCGUUCAUUCUAAGGAUACAAAACUGCACAAAAUGAAUCAUUUACGUUAUUUUGUGUUUAAUACAUUUCGUUCAUUGGUAUUAGUAGGAGAUUCAGGUGAAAUUGAUCCAGAAAUUUAUGGAAUUAUUGCACGAAAAUAUCCCAAACGAGUAAUUCGUAUUUUCAUUCGAGCUGUUAAAGGUGAAAAAGGCAAUGAAGAACGAUUUCUCAAGGCAUUCAAAGAUGUACCAAGAGAAAAAUGGAUGGUUUUUACUGAUCCAAUCAGAGAUUUACCCCAAGAUCUACUUAGUGAUAAAAAUAAAAUCGGAUCAUUGAAAUUGAAUUUUCGAAAAAUAUUUAGUAAGUCAAAAUCUCCGAUUGAAUAUACAUCAUAUAAAUAUGAAAAUAUUCAAUCGGAAUGGAUUAUUUAUCAAAGCCAUUUAAAAUAUUUAUAUAAGACAAAAAUUCUUGGUGAUUCAGAAUUUGAAACUUAUCUUGUUGUAUUAACUCGAAUACCACUUGAAAAUUUCGAGUAUAAAACUGGAUUAUAUUUAUAUUUGAAUAAAAAUAAAUCUCCAUCAUAUUUUUUUGAAAUAAAUCAAACGACUGAAAUUUAUGAUCGAUGUAAACGAAUUAUAGAACCAGCACCGAAAUGCUUUUUAUUUGAAUUGAAAUUUAUUAAUCAAGAAGAUAAAACAGAAAUAUUCGGUGCAAAAGAUAAUUUUGAACGACAAACAUUAUGCUUUAUAGAUUUUUGUUAUCAAGAUUGCACAACAACAAAUGUUCGUCAUAGUCACCAACAAUAUAUGAACCUUUUAAUAACUGAGUCCGAUUGUGAAUUGUCAUCUUCGUCAAAAGCUGAAUCAAUUGAACAUGCUCAAUCUUCUGUCAAUGAAAACAAUAAACAGUAUUUACCUUGUAUUCAAUUACAAUCAAAUGAUAAUUCAAAUUCUUUUCAAGGAAAGAGACUUAUAUGGAAUGAUAUUUUUUAUUUAAAUGAAAAUAUUGAUUAUCGAAGAAUUCUUACUAGAACUAAUGAAUAUGGUACUUUUCUUAUUCGACCUCAAUCAAAAAAGUCAAGUUCUACUGGUCAUGAUUAUACAUUAUGUUUGUAUUAUAAAUUAAAUGACAUUCGAUGUUUUCCAAUAUAUCAAUUACCAACAGAGAAAACUGAAUACAGUUUAGCACAAAAAGGUUCAAAAAAUUUUGUCGAUAUGAUACAUCUUUGUGAAUAUUAUAGAAUAAAUUCAUUACCUAUAUCUACAAAUGACGCUUAUCUAAAAAAUCCUUAUAAAUAUUUUACGAAUGAAUAUCAUUAUAUUUCAUAA
This is a messenger RNA of Rotaria sp. Silwood2, 2178 nucleotides long. The record is from the annotation of a GenBank genome assembly. Lineage: Eukaryota; Metazoa; Rotifera; Eurotatoria; Philodinida; Philodinidae.